AUGCGCGAGCGCGUCGCGUCAAGUCUACUUUCGGGUGCCGAAGUGGACCAUACAGCACCCUGGAUCACUGUGUCGAACUCGAUCCCGGUUGAGUUUUCGUCCGUGCACGUCCCGGAUCUUGCCGUGGGGACGCCCUAUAGUUUUCGCAUCCGGGCGAGAAAUGCUCUCGGAUGGGGUGAGUAUGGAGCACCAUCACUGGCCUUUUGGACGCACGCGUUCUUGCCGCCGACGCCUCCAGUUGCCGUCGCCAAGACAUCGUACUCGCUAACGCUUACGUGGAUGGACCAAGUGGACGUGAAUAGCCGCCAUGAUAUGAAAGAGCACUUUGAGGUGCACAUGUGCCCGCUUCCGACGUAUAGUCCGCUUGACCAGCUUGGCACCGGCACCGCCACGAGAGGAGCGUGGGCGCUCGUGGACGACAGGCUCCCCAGCCGAACGUGCGUCGUCCCCAACCUCUCAGCGCUGUCGUGGUAUUGCUUUCGCGUUCGCGCGUGGGUUCGACACCGCGGUUGGACCGAAUUCAGCCCCGAGAGUCAACCGAUCCAGACAUUGCGCCGAAUGUGA
This is a messenger RNA of Saprolegnia parasitica CBS 223.65, 564 nucleotides long. RefSeq lists its product as hypothetical. The transcript is spliced from 2 exons. NCBI's taxonomy places the organism in Eukaryota, Oomycota, Saprolegniomycetes, Saprolegniales, Saprolegniaceae. Gene Ontology annotation, molecular function: protein binding. Bases 1 to 564 code for a protein of 187 amino acids. The record is from RefSeq and is a predicted model, not a curated record.